Teleopsis dalmanni is the source of this 569-nucleotide messenger RNA. RefSeq names its product U6 snRNA-associated Sm-like protein LSm1 (gene LSm1). Gene Ontology annotation, biological process: deadenylation-dependent decapping of nuclear-transcribed mRNA. Gene Ontology annotation, molecular function: RNA cap binding. Bases 93 to 515 code for a protein of 140 amino acids. NCBI's taxonomy places the organism in Eukaryota, Metazoa, Arthropoda, Insecta, Diptera, Diopsidae. Gene Ontology annotation, cellular component: P-body; Lsm1-7-Pat1 complex. The transcript has 3 exons. The record is from RefSeq and is a predicted model, not a curated record.
AAUUUUCGCUUUAUUCUUUGUUCUUACUUUCGUAAAAAUAUUCGAAAUUGCUCAACUUUUGUUUAAUAAGUUAAUUAUAAUAAAGUUAUUCAAUGAAUAUUAUGGACGAUUUAAAUCCUUUAGCUGGCACAGCACAUUUACUAGAAGAAGUUGACAAAAAAUUAAUGGUGUUACUGCGAGAUGGAAGAACAUUAAUUGGCUAUCUGCGCUCCGUGGAUCAAUUUGCUAAUUUGGUUUUACAUCGUACAAUAGAACGAAUUCACGUUGGAAAUGAAUAUGGAGACAUUCCUCGGGGUGUAUUUAUAAUACGCGGUGAAAACGUUGUACUGCUUGGUGAAAUAGAUCGUGAAAAAGAAACUAAGCUUCCGUUGAAGGAAAUAUCAGUAGAUGAAAUUUUAGAUGCUCAGCGACGCGAGCAAGAGCAACGUCAAGAAAAACAUAGAUUAAUAUCAAAGGCAUUGAAGGAGCGUGGUUUAGCUGUUAAUACCGAUAUUAUUAAUGAGGAUUUUUGUUGAACUUUAAACAUUCUAAAAUAUUUUAAUUAUUUGUAAUAAAUAAAAUUAUUCAUA